Molecule: messenger RNA, 2553 nt
Organism: Etheostoma spectabile (orangethroat darter)
Lineage: Eukaryota; Metazoa; Chordata; Actinopteri; Perciformes; Percidae
Product: neuronal calcium sensor 1
Exons: 10
Coding region: 462-1034 (190 amino acids)
Molecular function (GO): calcium sensitive guanylate cyclase activator activity; calcium ion binding
Source: RefSeq, a predicted model, not a curated record
UGAAAUGACACGUGUAAGGCUCCUAAAGAGCAUACAAAGAGUCCCUGUAUGCCCAAUACACUGCGACGUCAGUGUCUCUUUGGCACUGGGCUGAGUUACCAGCAGCAACGUCACUCCCUGACGGCGGCAUCACAGAGCAGCACGGACCGCCAUCCGCGCAGCAGCGAGUCGCUCCGGAACUCGGUGGAGGAAGAAAACGUUGGACAGUGGCUCUCUGCUGUGGGACUGACUGGACGGCCGCUUCCCGCUCCUGUAGCUCAGUGUCUAAGUAACACCCAGGACCAGAAGGCUUGAGCGAACACAAGAUGGUGAUUACCAGCAUGGCAUCCCUCAGAAGGACAUCACUGGCCAUGGACACAGAGAGCAGAUGUUUGCAGUGAAGAGAAGUAGCCUGGAGAGGAGGUAGUAACAGGUGUUGUGUGCCAAGGUGGAUUUGGAGGUGUGGAGGAGAGCUGAAGAUCAUGGGUAAAUCAAACAGCAAGCUCAAGCCAGAGGUGGUGGAGGAGUUAACAAGGAAAACCUACUUUACAGAGAAAGAGGUGCAGCAGUGGUACAAAGGCUUCAUUAAAGAUUGCCCAAGUGGGCAGCUGGAUGCUGUGGGCUUUCAGAAGAUAUACAAGCAGUUCUUUCCUUUUGGAGAUCCCACGAAGUUCGCCUCCUUUGUCUUCAAUGUAUUCGAUGAAAACAAGGAUGGACGCAUCGAGUUCUCUGAGUUCAUCCAGGCCUUGUCAGUGACUUCCCGGGGAACUCUUGAUGAGAAGUUGAGAUGGGCUUUUAAACUAUAUGACCUGGAUAACGAUGGCUACAUCACCAGAGAUGAGAUGUUGAACAUCGUUGAUGCCAUUUAUCAGAUGGUGGGGAACACUGUGGAGCUGCCAGAAGAAGAAAAUACACCAGAAAAACGUGUGGAACGUAUUUUUGCAAUGAUGGACAAGAAUGCAGACGGGAAGCUGACUCUGCAGGAGUUUCAGGAGGGUUCAAAGGCAGACCCUUCUAUUGUUCAGGCAUUGUCUCUCUAUGACGGACUUGUGUAGGAAUGUAAGAUGGAUCCAACACAGUAUCCACACACCGAUCCAGCACCAUCAUAUCUGCAACGGGAAGGAACCACAUUUAUCUCGCUCACCUAGAAGUGGACUGAAAACUUUACGUCUACAUUUCUAGUUUGGAUUGUAAAACAAAUAUAUCCUCUGAUGUGACGGAAAAGUCAAACAUAUCAUCAAAACCCUCAGUCAUUAAUCUGUGCUUUUACACCUAAGUGGCUCCGCGUAAACCCAUUGAGUGUUGUGGAUUGUGUAUGAGCAUUUCUGCAAACGCACCGUUGUGGUAUCCCCAUGGACAGUCCAAGGAACUCCGUUUCCCCUGAGAUGUUAGUGUGCAUCUUGUUCACAUACUGUAAACCAGGGACUGCACGUGAAUCGCUCAGAUGAACUGUGCUGCUGCUUCACCAUCACGCAAAGAGACUCAAAACCCGGGAGAAUCUGGAAAAAUGUGUUGCUUACUGAUAACGUCAACACAGACUUACAGUGACAUGGCAGUAGAGUGUACAUUGUAUAAUGUAAAUAGAAGGGUAAUUUAUUUUCUGCUUAUUUCCUCAUAAGUAUGGAAUGAAGUUUUAUUUUUUAUCAAAGUGUUAAAAUGUAUUGCACUGUAUUUUUCAUUAUUGUGGGAUGUUUAUUCUCCUUCAUUCUGAGGUUUCCUUUUCCUGAGAGAACAGGGUUGUUAUUUGAAGAGGAGCUGGGAUUUUACUAUGGAUUAUUUAUUUUACUAUGUUUGCACUCUUCACAUCCUAUUGUGCUUUCACUUCCCCGUUAACACUUGCGCCUAGUGUCUGCAGUGUUACACAGCGACGCCCUCAACAACAUGACCAAGCAACACAGCAAAUUCUCACAGCUUCCAUCUGAACUAAGGCUCAUUAUUUCUUUUGAGAGCAUCGUACUCCACCCUCAGCGCACACAAAGCCCGGGUCAUUGAGAGGCACAAACAGACAUUAAUUCUGGUUGUAAAGCUUUUUGCGAGCUUUGUGGUUGCAAUUGUCCACUUUGUUUUUAUCCUGUGUGAGGCCAGAGCAUGUGAUGAUGCCUUUUUUCAUUCUUGGAUUGUUUUAGUUACAGCAUUAAGAUGUUUUAUUAGCUUCACUAAUGUUAUGCCUUAUGCAAAUGAUAAUUUACUAAAUGAUAAAUGUCAUUUACCUGUUAUAACAGUAUAAGAGCACAGAAUAAAAUGCAUUUAAGUGGCAACUUUUCUAUCACUGCGUGCUUAGUCUUUGUAUUGGAAAUUAAUAGAAUUGUGUUGAAUUUUUUUAGGUGAUCAUUUGUAGGAGCUGAUUUAGUUUAAUGUGUAAGUGUUGCUGAAACGUGUAUUUGCAAAAUGUUCAACUUUCCUUAUGAUCCCUAAUGAAUCACGUCUCAAGACAAUAAUCCACCCCCGACAGACUUCACACACCCAAUUGCAUUGUCUUCAAAAUUUAAAAGAAAUUUAAAUAUCUUACUUGCUGGCUCACUUUGUGGUAUAAUUCUGCACUGUUUUGGUUGUAUACUGAACAAUGAACUGCAU